AUGGUCGUCCUCAGCGGUCGCUUUGCAUUCCUUCUAGCACUGUCUUCCCUCGCCCUCACUUCCGUCCCUCUGUCUGCUGCGGUACCUACCACCCAAACUUCCCACUCCGGCGCGGUAGGGAAGCGCCCACAGACGCCUUCCACAAGGAUCCAGAUCCCUCUACCAGCCAAUCACUCAUCUCACCCAAGUUCAGGCGGUACUCGAAAGGUAUCAUCGGAUGCAGUCAAGACUGCUAACAAGAGCAAGGGUGGAUCUCACACCGGUUCUGGUGGCAAGGGAAGGAAGAGCAAGGGAAAGAAGGAAGAUAAAGACAAGCGUUCUCUUUACUAUGCAUCGCCGUCUGCGUUCGAUCCCAUGAACCCUCUCUUGCGCAUGGGUGAUAUAUCCAUCAAGCGCUCGUCGUCGUCCGAGGGUGAGAGCGAGAGUAGGGUAUCCUCAAGGUUCUUCGGGCACAGCCGAGUUCGGUCGCAGGGCUCUCGUCCCGCAUCGUAUCUUCACUCCGGUACGUCGUCUGAGGGUACGGUCGUAAAGGGGUCCAGGGUCUAUGCAAGGCGGAGCGCCGACCAUGACCACGAUCAUGACCACGACCAUAGCCACGGUCACGACCACGACCACGACCAUGAUCACAAGCGCGAUGUGGUAGUGGAAGGCGACCAUGAUCACGUUCACGCCCAUGGAGAGAAGGUUAUCGUCGACGGCAAACACGACCACGUCCAUAUCCAUCGCCGAGCAGACCAUGACCAUGACCACGACCACGACCAUGACCACGACCACGACCACGAUCAUGAUCACAAGAGGGAUAUAGUGGUCGAGGGUAAGGACGACCACGCGCACAUCCAUACGCAUGGCGACAAGGUCGUGGUCAAAGGUGAUGACGACCAUGUUCAUGUUCACGGACAUCGGCGUUCCAUCUGGUUAUCCGGCACCCGAGGCGACAAUUACCUCAUUCAGUCACAUCCUUCCGAAAAUGGGAUGAGUAUCGGCAUGGGGGCUAGCUUGGGGAUGGGCGCGCACAUGGAGGCGAGGGACUUUGCAGACCUUGAUCUAGGGAUGGUAGGAGUUCCUGGAACAGUCGAUAUCAUGAGUAUACUGGCAACCCCUCCAUAUUCCACCAAGAUUGCCUCUCUAGUGCUUGCUACGAUGAACUCGAGCGGCGAUUACGGAGCUUACGAUGCCUCUAACUCCACCAGUACUGAUGGAACAUCGGAGAGUGGAAACGGGACGUCGUUCGUACUGAACGUAUCAGACUCCAAGCAGACCAAGAUGUUCCUGGUCCCUUUCAACAAUGACUCUGCAGUCGCAGCGUCCGACGAUUCCUCUUCCUCUACCACGACUGGCAGCGAUACCUCCACGUCUGCAAGUUCUUCGACGACGUCGAUGACGAGCUCGGCGUCUUCGUCUGCGCCCACAGCUUCCUCGGUGACUAUGCAGGCUGCGUCGCAGGACAUUCCUGUCACUCUUCGCAUUCCCGUCUUCAACUCCGAACAGGCCGAGAUGGUAAACUAUUGCGCGACGUUUGACCCCGACCCCGUCAAGCCUGUCGUGAUGAGUGUGGAAAGCUGCAUGAGUAGUGGUACCGCCCCUGGGAAGUCCCAGCUCUUCGCCUAUAAUACGCAGUCGGGCGUCGUUCGUCCGAUGUGGUUCGCAGGACAAGAUGACGGGAUGUCUGACUCUACACCGGAUGCUACUUCUACGACUAUGGUCACUUCAACCUCGACUGUCGCUUCGACAGUAGCUCCUACGUCGACCGGUUCUGUCUCCGCGGCGAGCAUGCCCAUCAUCGACAAUGGCGACGAUUCGGAAGGCAAGGACAGCAGCGAUGACUCCCUCGUGGAUCCUGGCACGCCGGACAACGCCAACGUGGCUAGCGUGACCUCGUUGAACUCGGAAGGUGCCGCUCGCGGGUUCGACGAGGAGAGCUACGGAGAUGACACGCGGCCUGGGUUCUCGUACGCUGCAGAGGAGGGUGCUCCCUCAGGAAGUGGACAGGCCCAGCCUAUGAACGUGACCUUAGUGUUCACUCCCGAGAUGCCUGUUGCUGUUGGCGGGAGCCCGUCAUCGCAGACGACUGGUACCUCAAGCUCUAGCGACACCGUGGCGGCUACGGCGACUGCUCAAGACGCGCUGUCCUCCACUACUGGUACCGACUCAGCAAUGACGACUUCGAGCGAUUCGAGUGGGACCACAGUCACCGCUCAGGAUGCUACGUCUACAACCGCCAGCUCGGACUCUUCCUCCUCGACUAUUGUUUCUGCCGACAAUGUUGCCUCCACUUCUUCUUCAACCGACUCCUCUUCCGCUUCUAGUUCGGAUGGUACGACUGUCACACGUUCCCUCCAGGUACAAGUCGUUGCUGCGACUCCGACGCCCACUAUGACGGAGACUGCGACGGGAUCUUCCAUGACGCCGGAGUACAGACCUCACACCCUUUUAACGAGUUCGCCCUCCCAUCCACCACCCUCGUCUACCGGGUCGUCUUCUGUGGACUUGUACUCUAGGGGAUCGUCAAUUAUUUCGCUGAGUACCUGA
Gloeophyllum trabeum ATCC 11539 is the source of this 2529-nucleotide messenger RNA. RefSeq lists its product as uncharacterized. The record is from RefSeq and is a predicted model, not a curated record. The transcript is spliced from 6 exons. Lineage: Eukaryota; Fungi; Basidiomycota; Agaricomycetes; Gloeophyllales; Gloeophyllaceae. The coding region runs from base 1 to 2529 and encodes 842 amino acids.